Messenger RNA from Chanos chanos (milkfish), 558 nucleotides. RefSeq names its product fibronectin type III and ankyrin repeat domains 1 (gene fank1). Gene Ontology annotation, biological process: regulation of apoptotic process. Lineage: Eukaryota; Metazoa; Chordata; Actinopteri; Gonorynchiformes; Chanidae. The record is from RefSeq and is a predicted model, not a curated record. Gene Ontology annotation, cellular component: nucleus.
AUGCUGUUCCCAGGCCAGGGUGGGAUCUCUGUACCUGAGACUCAGUGUGUCAGAUCAGUCACUCAUCACAGUGUUGAGCUGUCCUGGGGCUCUAAGGGGAGAAAGUUUUGCUCUGAUCCUCCACACAUCUGGACAUUCUUCGCUCUAGAGGAGGAAGAUUCCAGAAAGCAUGGCUACAACACCAUUCAUCCUAUUAAUGGGAAGAACCUGCAUACAGCUGUGAUGAUGAAUGAUGAAAAAGAGUUAACUGGGUCUGGUCUGAUGCUGGCCUGCUUCUUUGGGUGUUUGAAAGUGAAGUGCCUGCGGCAGUGUGGGUCCUGAUGGAGCUCCAGACACUGGCCUGGCUGCAUUACCCGUCACUGGGUCACAGACGGAGGGCAUGUGCCUGUCAUUCAACACUCGAUCCAAGAUGGUUGUGAGGUGGAGGUAACGGACGGUAUCAUACACUGGACGCCUCUUAUGAGAGUGUCCGCUCUCACAGGGAACCGUCACCUCCCUGCUCAUCAUUGCUGGAGUGGACGCCAACACAUGGGACAGAGACGGAAAGACACAGCGUAA